This is a messenger RNA of Orcinus orca (killer whale), 4090 nucleotides long. It is a transcript of the gene RBM20, whose product is annotated as RNA binding motif protein 20. The transcript is spliced from 14 exons. Gene Ontology annotation, biological process: regulation of RNA splicing. Gene Ontology annotation, cellular component: nucleus. The record is from RefSeq and is a predicted model, not a curated record. Gene Ontology annotation, molecular function: mRNA binding; zinc ion binding. The coding region runs from base 130 to 3765 and encodes 1211 amino acids. Lineage: Eukaryota; Metazoa; Chordata; Mammalia; Artiodactyla; Delphinidae.
GGGAAGGACAAGGGGACUGGGCACGGGGACCCCGGCCAGUGAGCGCCCGCGCCCCGGGGUCGCCCCUCGCUCGCGCUCUCCCGCCGCGAGCCCGGGCCGGUCUUGUUUCGCAAGGUGCUGGCCGCAGCCAUGAGCCAGGACGCCGAGCCCAGCGGCCCCGAGCAACCGGACAGAGAUGCCCGCAGCGUGCCCGGUGCCCCGGCGCCCCCGGCGCCCCCAGCGCCCCCAGGCCCGAGAGGGAUGCAGCCGCCGCCACCGCCUCCGCCCCAAGCCGGCCUAACCCAGAUCAUCCAAAAUGCCGCCAAGCUCCUGGACAAGACCCCGUUCUCGGUCAGUAACGCAAACCCGCUGCUUCCUUCGCCCGCGAGCCUCCAGCUGGCUCAGCUGCAAGCUCAGCUCACCCUCCACCGGCUAAAGCUGGCACAGACGGCCGUCACCAACAACACCGCGGCCGCCACCGUCCUGAACCAAGUCCUCUCCAAAGUGGCCAUGUCCCAGCCUCUCUUCAACCAGUUGAGGCAUCCGUCCAUAAUCAGCUCCCCCCAUGGCCACACCGGGGUGCCCCAACACGCAGCAACCAUGCCCAGUGCCCGGUUUCCCUCUAAUGCAAUUGCCUUCUCGCCCCAGGGCCAGACACGAGGCCCAGGGCCCUCUGUGAGUCUCCCCAGCCAGCCCCCCAAUGCCAUUGUGAUGCACCCUUUCAGCGGGGUCAUGCCUCAGACCCCUGCCCAGCCAGCAGUCAUCUUGGACAUCGGCAAGACUGGGCCCGCCCCUGCUGCAGCGGGAUUCUACGAGUAUGGUAAAGCCAACUCGGGCCAGGCAUAUGGCUCUGAAACUGAUGGUCAGCCCAGUUUCCUGCCAGCCUCGGCCUCUACCUCGGGCGGCGUGACCUAUGAAGGGCACUACAGCCACUCAGGGCAAGAUGGCCAAGCCGCCUUUCCCACGGACUUCUACGGACCCAACGCCCAAGGGUCACAGGUGGCAGGUGGAUUUGCGGCUGAGCCGGCCGGGGGCUUGAAAGGCGAGGUAGGUCCGCUGCUGCAGGGUCCGAACAGCCAGUGGGAGAGCCCCCAUGGAUUCUCUGGCCAAAGCAAGCCCGACCUUAGAGCAGUCCCCAACCUGUGGCCUCCAGCCCCCAGCCAGCCCUAUGAGCUGUAUGACCCCGAGGAGCCCACCCCAGACAGGACCCCUCCUUCCUUUGGGGGUCGGCUCAACAACAGCAAACAGGGUUUCAGCGGAGCCUGGCGGCGGGCCACGGAGGAGCAGGCGAUGCUGUCUGUGCAGCCCUUGCAGGCGCACGAGCUGAAUGACUUUCACGGUGUGACCCCCCUCCACCUGCCCCACGUCUGUAGCAUCUGCGACAAGAAGGUGUUUGAUUUGAAGGACUGGGAGCUGCAUGUAAAAGGGAAACUCCAUGCUCAGAAAUGCCUGCUCUUCUCUGAAAACGCCGCUGUCCGGUGUGUACUCGGUUCCGCAGAGGGAACACUGUGUGCCUCUCCCAACAGCACAGCUGUUCAUAACCCUGCUGGGAAUGAAGAUUACUCCUCAAAUCUUGGAACAUCAUAUGCGGCCAUUCCUGCAAGGUCAUUUACUCAGUCAAAUCCCGCAUUCCCUUCAGCUUCCCCAGGGACAAAUCGGAAGACGGGUGCUGGCCGCGUGGUACACAUCUGCAAUCUGCCGGAGGGAAGCUGCACGGAGAAUGACGUCAUUAACCUGGGGCUGCCCUUUGGAAAGGUCACUAAUUACAUCCUCAUGAAGUCUACUAAUCAGGCCUUUUUAGAGAUGGCUUACACAGAGGCUGCCCAGGCCAUGGUCCAGUAUUACCAAGAAAAAUCUGCCAUGAUCAAUGGUGAGAAGUUGCUCAUUCGGAUGUCCAAGAGAUACAAGGAAUUGCAGCUGAAGAAACCUGGGAAAGCCGUGGCUGCCAUCAUCCAGGACAUCCAUUCCCAGAGGGAGAGGGACAUGUUCCGGGAAGCAGACAGAUACGGCCCAGAAAGGCCGAGAUCUCGAAGUCCGGUGAGCCGGUCAUUGUCCCCGAGGUCCCACACUCCGAGCUUCACCUCCUGCAGCUCUUCUCACAGCCCCCCAGGCCCCUCUCGGGCUGACUGGGGCAGCGGCCGGGACUCGUGGGAGCACUCGCCCUACGCCAGGAGGGAGGAAGAGCGAGGCCCGGUCCCCUGGAGGGAGAACGGGGAGGACAAGAGGGACAGGAUGGACACAUGGGCGCAUGACCGCAAACAGUACCCCCGGCAAUUGGACAAGGCCGAGUUAGAUGAACGGCUGGAAGGAGGGAGGGGCUACCGAGAAAGGCACCCGAGGUCUGGGUCCCCCAACCUGCUCCACUCAGCGUCGGGAUACAAAAGCCGAGAAGACGGCUAUUACCGCAAAGAGUCCAAGGGCAAAUCGGACAAGUAUCUGAAGCAGCAGCAGGAUGUCCCUGGGAGGUCCAGGAGGAAAGAUGAGGCCAGGCUGCGGGAAGGCAGACACGCCCCCGCUGACGGCUCGGGCAGGGAAGACGGGCUGGAACCGAAGGGCACCAAGUCGAAGCAGAGUGAGAAAACCAGAACCAAGAGACCUGAUAGAGACCAAGACGGAGCUGAUAGUAAAGAAAGCAAAAUGGCAGAGAAUGAGGCUGAAAAAGAGGAACAGGACAGCAUGGAAGAGAGCCCCCUGCAUCUGGGCAGGCAGGAGAAAGAAACAGAGUCCUCUGAUGCAGCGAACACAAAGGCAAGGAAGGAGCAAGAUUCGGAAAGUGGAAGUGAGGCAGAGGGGGAGAGCUGGUGCCCCACGAACAUGGAGGAGCUGGUUACAGUGGACGAGGUGGGGGAGGAAGAAGAUUUUAUCAUGGAACCGGACAUCCCAGAACUGGAGGAAACUGUGCCCAUCGAACAGAAGGACACAAUCUGUCCAGAGAUAUGUCCCUGUGUGACAACCACCUUAGACCUGGACUUAACCAAAGAGUUCUCCAAGGAGGGAGUCAAGACCGUAGGUAAGGAGGCUGCGGAAAUCAGCCUCGAGUCGCCCAAAGAACUGCCGUCUGCUUCCGUGAGCUGCCCCAGUGACGUGGACGUGGAAACGCCUGGCCUAAAUCUGGAUGUUGAGCAGAAGCCAGCUGAAUGCGAGACGGGCCUCGCACUGGAGGGCUCAGAUUGCUACGAGAUGCAGGCAAAGGGAGCAGAGAGCUCAGAUGUUCGUCUGGCCCCAACACUCCAGCAAAUGUCUUCCCCCAGGCCAGCAGAGGAGAGGGCCUGGCAGCCUGGCCCCUUUCUUGAUGACUGUAAGGCCAGGGGGACCCUGGAAGAUGGGGCUGGUGAAGGCAGCCCCUUGGAGGAGAAAGCCAGCCCCCUCACCGAAACAGACCUCCAAAGCCAGGCUUGCCACGGAGUGUCGACCCAGGAUAACUCCAGGUACAUGGAAAUGAAAUCUCUGGACGUGAGGUCACUGGAAUACGCUGAAGUGGAGCUGAAACAGCCCCUUUCUUUGCCUUCCUGGGAACCUGAGGAUGUGUUCAGUGAACUUAGCAUUCCUCUAGGGGUGGAGUUCGUGGUGCCCAGGACCGGCUUUUAUUGCAAACUGUGUGGGCUGUUCUACACGAGCGAGGAGAUGGCAAAGAUGAGCCACUGUCGCAGUGCUGUCCACUACCGGAACUUACAGAAGUACUUGUCCCAGCUGGCCCAGGAGGGCCUGAUGGAGACCGAGGGGGCAAGCAGCCCUCGGCCCGAGGACAGCGGAAUCGUGCCGCACUUUGAAAGGAAAAAGCUCUGACAUCCCUGCCACUGCUGCAAGCGGGGAGAGGAGGGUCUGAGAGAUGGGGCCUUCCCACCCUCCGGGACAGGAACUAAGGCCAGAGAGGAAGGAAGACCAGGCAGGCCACGUGGCCUGGGUCCGUCCUCAGAGACUCACGAGAUGCCCUUGCAGUGCCUGCCGGAGGCCUCACCGCGGUGUGUCCAGUCUGCUGAGGGGCACCCACUCGCUCCCUGUCGACUCCUGUUUCCUUCAGUCUUUCAGUUUGCUUCUCUCUUCCUCCCCAUCCCACCCCCUCCUUCUGUGCCCAGUGUCAUUUCCUUUUCAUAAAAUCCAACUUCUCAGG